Molecule: messenger RNA, 3078 nt
Organism: Leishmania major strain Friedlin
Lineage: Eukaryota; Euglenozoa; Kinetoplastea; Trypanosomatida; Trypanosomatidae
Product: putative ATP-dependent RNA helicase
Exons: 1
Coding region: 1-3078 (1025 amino acids)
Biological process (GO): maturation of SSU-rRNA from tricistronic rRNA transcript (SSU-rRNA, 5.8S rRNA, LSU-rRNA)
Cellular component (GO): nucleolus; intracellular anatomical structure
Molecular function (GO): RNA binding; ATP binding
Source: RefSeq, a predicted model, not a curated record
AUGCCAAAGAAGGCGACAAUAUCAUUCGCGGAUCUCGGCCUCGGGACCCCGCUGCCCAGUGUUCUGGCGAAGUCCCGCGACGAGCGACGAAAGGAGCAGCGAAUCAAGAAAGAGGAGAGGAAAGAGCGCACACGCGAGGCUAUGGCCGAGAUAGCGGCGGCGCGUGACAUUGUGGAGCAGCACAAGCGCCUUGUCGAAGCGGAGGCGGCGCAGGAGCGAAAGCUCAAAGAGAUGCAUAAACGUGAGCUGCGAGUGGAGCAUCUAAAGGCGCGCUGUGAGCGCGAGGAAAGCCACAGGCAACACACCGCGCAGCUGCACGUGACACAGAAGAAGAUCAUCACCGAGUUGAUGACGGCGCGGCGGGAGGAGGAGGCUGAGAUGCAGCGGGUGCAGGCGCUGCUAGAGCGUGAGACGGCAGAGAGGGCAAAGGCUGCACCGGCCAAUGUCCACAUUGAGAUUCACCGCACAGAAGAGGUGAAGCAGCAGCGUGCUGGUCUGCCUGUUCUGCGUGAGGAGCAGCCGAUCAUGGAGGCCAUCAGCGAAACGCGCCGCACGUGCGUGUUGGUGUGUGGCGAGACGGGCAGCGGCAAGACAACCCAAAUUCCGCAGUUUCUGUGGGAGGCGGGAUACGGCCACCCAGAGGGCCACCCCUUCGGGAGGGAGGGCUGCAUACUUGUCACGGAGCCCCGUCGUGUGGCUGCAGUGUCGAUGGCGCAGCGUGUGGCCGAGGAGCUCAACGUUUCCUUCGGGAAAGAGGUGUGCUACCACGUCCGGUACGAUAACAACCUCUCUGACAAGUGCAGGCUGAAGUUUGCGACGGAGGGUAUUGUGCUGAAGGAAAUCCAGUCCGACUUUCUUCUUCGCAAGUACAGCGUCAUCGUGAUUGAUGAAGCACACGAGCGCAGUAUCUCGUGUGACAUCCUGAUUGGGCUGCUUUCUCGCGUUGUGCCGCUGCGCAAUGACCUCUUUGAAGAGGAGCUGCGCAAGCAUCACGGUGACGUCGACAAGACGAGCAUUAAACCACUCAAGCUUGUCAUCAUGUCUGCCACCAUGCGUGUUACAGACUUCAAGGAUAACCGGACACUUUUUCCCAUUACACCGCCGCUCAUCAGCAUCGAGGCGCGCCGAUACCCUGUCACGAACCACUUUGCCCGACGCACGGAGCUGAAGGAGUACGUGGACCAGGCGUUCAACAAGGUACGCCAGAUGCACAAGAAGCUGCCGCCAGGUGGCAUUUUGGUGUUUGUGUGCACCCAGCAGGAGAUCGAGGAUCUGUGUGGCCGUCUGCGUCGGCACUACGCGGCGACAAAGAUCGAGUACUACGACAACGCCUACUCAAAGCACCGGCUUCUGACCGGACGGAGCCAGGAGGAGACGGCUGCGGCGUCAAGCGACAGCGAAGGCGACGGCGCUGCCACCGUAGAGGAGUCGGAAGAAAAGGACGAGUACGGCCUUCACACGACAGACUACGCCCUCGACGACGAGAACGUGACGGGCGGCAACUCGGAGGAGAUCGAAACGGUGCAGGAGGGACGGCUGCGGCGGCCUCCCCAGCCAAGCGGCGGAAGGGGCAAGCACCCCCGCGGCGAGGCUGGUGCGCGGCUAGCCGGCAGGAAUCACUGGGGCCGUAGCGACGAGCACAGUGCCGUUGCCGCAGAGGGGUUAACGAUUUUUCCAGGCGACGAGGAGCAGGAGGAAGAGGUCAACGGGGAGUUUAACACCCUCCACGUCCUCCCGCUUUACGCGCUUCUAGACUUUCAAAAGCAGCAAGAGGUUUUCAAGCCACCGCCUAAAGGCACGCGUCUCUGCGUUGUCGCCACCAACGUGGCCGAGACGUCCAUCACGAUUCCAAAUAUCAAGUAUGUGGUGGAUGCUGGGCGGGCUAAGUCCAAGGUGAUCGACGAGGAGACGAAGGCGAGCUGCUUCCGAAUCGAGUGGACAAGCCAGGCUUCCGCUGAGCAGCGCAGCGGCCGCGCAGGUCGUGUGGGGCCGGGGCACUGCUACCGACUCUACAGCACCGCAGUGUACGCAAACUUGAUGGCGAAGCACGGAGACCCGGAAGUGCUUCGCACCCCGCUCGAUUCCGUCGUUCUUCUAAUGAAGCACAUUGGGGUGAAGAACGUCGGCGGCUUUCCCUUUCCGUCGCCUCCGCGGGAGUCGGACUUGAAGGCUGCCCUGCAGCACCUCAGUGUCAUUGGCGCCCUCGACGCAGCGAAUAACUAUAACAUUACCGAGCUGGGCCGGCAGCUGGUUGCGUACCCGGUGCCGCCACGAUUUGCGCGGGCUCUUCUCGAGGUGCUGCAGCAACAGAAGGCGCGAUCCGCUGACGUGCAAGACAUGGUUGCUGCCAUCGUCGCAGUGGCCACGACGACGACCAACGUCUUUACAGGAGAGGGCAAUCAGCUCAAGGCGAGGAAGCUCAACGAGCUCGCUGACACUCCCACAGACCCUCGACAGGGGCGAAUUCGCUCCUUGCUGAACCCUGGAAGCGAUCUGGUCACUUACCUCAACGCAUUCUAUGCCUACCGCAGCGACCCGCGGCACAGCUGUGGCAUGUUCUGCUUGGUUCAGAAAAGCUUGCACGAGGCAAGGCUUCUAUACACCCAGCUCCGCAGCCAGAUGCGCCAGCACAACAAGGAGCAGGACGAGCUGGUCGACACCCUGGACGAAGGUGAGGUCACCAUGCACGAAAAGGGUGAGCAAAAGAUCGGGAGCCAUACCAGUGGUGGAUGCCCCUUGUCAAAGGACACGGAGCUGCUGCUGCGGCAGGUCUUCAUUCCAGGGCUCAUGGACCAAGUUGCGCGUCGCGCGACGGUGCACGAGUGCCGCUCACUCGCGGUGGAGUACAACGACAAGCGCGCUACCAAGGCACCAUAUCUGGUGCUGGGUGCAAACCGCACUAUUGCCCACAUUCACCCGACCAGUGCCGUUGCGCGCACGUUUCCGCCGCCGGAAUAUGUAACAUUUGGAUUUCUGCAGAAAGUGCGCCGCUCCGACACAAAAGAAGCACAGACCAUGAUGAUGGGCGUUACGGUGGUGAUGCCGGAGUGGCUGCGCGCCUACGGCUUCGAGGAGUAG